AUGAGUGGUAAAAUUGCACUUAGUCUAAUUCAUUCCAUGGAAGCUAGUACAGGAACAACAGUAACCAACGAUGUUAUUCUCAAUAAUGAAGAACGAUCUACAUCAGUCAAUAAAACAGUAGCCGAUGGAAUUGAUAUCACAUCAUAUAAAUGUAUAUCUUCUUGUUCAACGGCCAUAAAUGAUGGAAAUUCGAAUUCAGUAAAAAAUUUUCUAAAAUCUUUAAAAAAUAUUCCCUGCGAUCAUGCAUGGCAAGUAAAUCGUGAUCGUCGUUCACGAAAUUUUCAUAAACUUGAUUUACAGUAUGUAAAAAAUAUUACUCAAACUACAAUGUUUAGUAAAGCAAUCAAAUAUGAGAUUUUAACAGAAGAUAUUCAAAUAGAUUAA
Rotaria sp. Silwood1 is the source of this 384-nucleotide messenger RNA. The record is from the annotation of a GenBank genome assembly. NCBI's taxonomy places the organism in Eukaryota, Metazoa, Rotifera, Eurotatoria, Philodinida, Philodinidae.